This is a messenger RNA of Topomyia yanbarensis, 852 nucleotides long. Its product is annotated as craniofacial development protein 2-like. Lineage: Eukaryota; Metazoa; Arthropoda; Insecta; Diptera; Culicidae. The record is from RefSeq and is a predicted model, not a curated record. Bases 1 to 852 code for a protein of 283 amino acids. The transcript is spliced from 2 exons.
AUGGUUCGAAUUGGAACAUGGAAUGUAUUGACCCUAGCCCAGCAGGGUAAAUUGGCACAACUUGCCAAUGAGGCAUGCCGCAUGAAGCUUGAGAUCCUAGGACUGAGCGAAGUCCGUUGGCCGAACUUUGGAGAACACAGAUUGCUGUCGGGUCAACUUCUGUUGUACUCUGGUCUACGAGGUGAACACGCUCCUCGUCACCGUGGAGUUGGCUUCCUGCUCAGCGCGCACGCCUACCCUGUGCUAAUGAAGUGGGAGCCUAUUAAUGAGAGAAUAAUCGUUGCCAGAUUCAGAACACGGGUUCGAAACCUUACCAUGAUCCAAUGUUACGCGCCAACUGAUGCUGCCGAAAUGCAAGAAAAGGAGAACUUUUACAGUGAUAUCAAGAUCUACAUGGGCGACUUCAACGCGAAGGUGGGCUCCGAUAACUCGGACUAUGGCCUCGGAGAAAUGAGCGAAAACGGAGAGCUGCUUGCAGAGUUUUGUGGCAACAAUGACAUGGUUGAUCGGGGGAUCGUUCUUCCCCCCUUCGGCCAGUACACAAAGAGCCUCCUUGAUGUGCGUAACAAGCGUAGCGCCGAUAUAGCGUCCGACCACUAUCUCCAAAUCGGCGAGAUCCGGCUGCGUAUUGCAAGGAUUCAUCGACAGGAGGAAAAGAUCGGGCGUCGGUUUAACACACGUCGUCUGGAAGAUGCUGCGGUAAGAAGGUCCUUCGUCGAGGAGCUGAAGAACCAUGCUGCAGAGAUUCCGGAAGGUGGAAGCGUAGAAGAUCAAUGGACCGCCAUCAAGAACGCCUUCAUCGCCACCGGCGAGACCAAUCUGGGUGAGCUACGUACCCAGAGCAAACAGUGA